This is a messenger RNA of Colletotrichum navitas, 942 nucleotides long. RefSeq lists its product as uncharacterized. The transcript has a single exon. Bases 306 to 818 code for a protein of 170 amino acids. NCBI's taxonomy places the organism in Eukaryota, Fungi, Ascomycota, Sordariomycetes, Glomerellales, Glomerellaceae. The record is from RefSeq and is a predicted model, not a curated record.
ACACGCCAAGAGGUGUCGAUAGUGCUUCGACGGGUGAGUUCCGCCUUUUCGGUCCGCUCCAUAAGCUCGUUUUAUUCGCAAAAUGAGUGCCCUUCCCGUCAGGGACUGUUGGUGGAGAUUGGAGGCCGUUUUGCAUGGGGUUAGCGGCUGAGAGAGAGAGAGAGAGAGAGAGAGCGAAAGAGAGGCCGUGUCUUGCCAUCUAUGUUGCUGCAGAACAAAAAUGUCGGGCUCCAGGACACGCGUGUCCAACAUCCUGACGUGCGUAACGUUCGUCGACUCUGACUGUGCCACGAAUAUAAUACCCAAUGAAGCCACCUAGUAACCCACACUCAUACAAAGGCUUACUGGGAUUGGUCAUGUUUUCUUCACGGUGUAUGCGGACGAUAGCUGCAAGCCCAGGUUCUCAUGCAGCUCAUCUCCCCAAAGCUUGGAUUGUAGCGCCAAAGCUGCGACUGUUGCUCUCUACAACGGCCCUGGUAUCCCACCUUGACGGACUACACAUCCCGUCAUCGUCACGCGACCGAGAGGGACAUGAGCCAUCAGUGAACGCGGGCAGACAUAUUAUUCGAUGGAGAGGAAUGAACAUUACUGUCUGGACCUUUGCCGUUAGUAGAUACUUAGGGAAUACCGGCUCUGCUGAUUCUCGGAGGAUUGACAAGUACAGCAUCCACAAGCUGUUGAAUUGGAGGAGAUCUUCGGUAUGGGAGCCGCCGCGGAUUCAGGGUCAAAGGCAAGUUUGCAUCAUUAACAAAAAGCUGAUGUCCGACGCCCGUCGCAACGCCCUCUUCCCCCAUGUUAGCGUUUGGCGACGAGUUUGACUUUGCCGUUUCCUUUGCCAAGAUCAGGCGAGAACUGUAUUAGGACUUCUGUGAAAUCAUACGAGGAUACCGUUUGGAUAUUUCCCAUCUCGCUAGCGUGACAGAUCCAAGCUGAUUGGCACGC